Molecule: messenger RNA, 837 nt
Organism: Solanum verrucosum
Lineage: Eukaryota; Viridiplantae; Streptophyta; Magnoliopsida; Solanales; Solanaceae
Exons: 1
Coding region: 1-837 (278 amino acids)
Source: RefSeq, a predicted model, not a curated record
AUGGAUCGAUUUCCCAAAUUUGACAUGGUAGUGGAAGCGCCGGUUCUGCUCAAAAUGUGGUACAACGACCUCAAUACGUUUCACAAAAGAGACCUCAACAAAUAUGUAGGGGCCUUAACAGAACUCAUUAACAUGGUCGGGUGGCCUGAGUUGAUUAAAGUCCUCACAGGUUAUUGGGACAACGAGAAAAUGGUGUUCCGAUUUGGAACCAUGGUAAUCACCCCGACAAUUGAGGAAAUCCGGGACGAAAUAGACACAGUCGGUACAGGGCUUGAAGGAAGAGUGAGAAAAUGGGAAAACAUCUUAAUCCCUAACAAGCCUACCCUCGAGGAUAUUGUAAACUGGCUCGAAUUAAGAAAAGAUUGUGCUUACUGGGCCGAAGGUUCUAGCAUUUCUUUCAUAGAUCUCUAUGUUAGAUUCGGGGAUGCGAGCUUUUAUGCGAAUUACAACCAAGAGUUCAGGGUCACUUUUAGAGAAUGGGACUGGAUCAAACCUUUGGCAUUCACCGUCGCACUAUUGGGCACCAUGGUUUUUCCACACAGCCCGAGCCUCAACAUCAACACCCGAGUGAUAAUGCUUGCACACACUCUGUUCCACGGGCAUCUGAACCAAGGGCAAGUAAAGUAUUAUCCUAUCGCACCUGUCAUCCUUUCUGACAUGUACUGUGCUUUGGGAAAAUGCAAGGAAGGGUAUCGUUACUUUCAGGGUUGCAACCUUCUUCUUCAAUGGUGGAUAAUGAGUCACUUGGUGAACAGACACGGAACUCAAGAACUCCAUACCAUUGAUGAGCAUAAUGCUCUUAAGAGUUUGAAUGGCAUGCUAUUCUGGGCAGACUGA